This is a messenger RNA of Diutina rugosa, 7008 nucleotides long. RefSeq lists its product as uncharacterized. NCBI's taxonomy places the organism in Eukaryota, Fungi, Ascomycota, Pichiomycetes, Serinales, Debaryomycetaceae. The transcript has a single exon. The coding region runs from base 1 to 7008 and encodes 2335 amino acids. The record is from RefSeq and is a predicted model, not a curated record.
AUGGCCAAAGGGAAAAAACGCACCCAGCGGGCGUUUUUGCACCAGUCCACGGGGCCAAACCCAUCGGAUACGUCACCGGGACCGGCGGCACCUCCUCCGGUUCCGAUAGCGGCGCCGCCGGUGGCGCCAGCGCCGCCCAUGGCCGACAACGACGACGACGACCCCUGGGCUUUGGACGAUCUAGACGACGAUUUGCUUGCCGAAGACAUCCAGGCGCUUGCUAAUGAACCAGUGGCGCAAGCAGCAGCGGCAUUGGCGCCAGAGGCGGCGGCUGCCUCUUCUCAAGUGCCGCCAAUUGUCGACACAGAGACUAACGUCAAUGAUCCAGAGCCAUCCACGCUGGAAAAUGCUGAAAUAGUUACGCUGACGGUUGAAGCUACCUCUGAGGAGGGUAAGGGAACCGAUGUGGCGUUGGCAGCAGCGGUGGGGGCGCCAGUAAGUGAGCCUCACGUCGUCACUCCGCCGACUAAGACCACUGAGCUGGCUACUUUGACUGAACCAACUACUAAGUCAGCUGAAACCACCGAACUGAAACAAUUGCAAGCUGACAACCAGGAUAAGUCUGUUGCAGCUGAGACUACACAGUCAUUGGCGGAAACGCCAUUGACGACCAAUGACACCUCAGAACCCAUCCCCGAAGCGAUUCAAGAAGCUUUGACUGAGACUCUACCCAACACCGACGACACCAAUGCGUCAGCACCUCAUGAAUCCGAGUCUCUGCCAUGGGAUGAUGUCGUUGAAGAUAUGCCUUGGGACGAACCGACACACCAAGAACCCACCCAACAGCAUCAGGAAACCACUCUGCAAGUACCGGAACCUACUCUGCAAUUACAGUGGGACCUGUCGAUUCAAGAGACCAGUCUGCUGUUGCCUUGGGAGGAGCAAAACCAGGCCACCACUCAAUUGCUGGAAAAGGAAGAACCUCAAUUGGUAACUCAACUGACAACUACUGAAUCCCAGCCUCGGGUGGCGGAAGCUACCCCUCAAGCACUGUCAUUACCCUGGGAUGAGGAACCCUCUACUAAAGAUGCUGAGUCUCUGCCGUGGGAUGAUCACGUGGCUGACACUGCCGAAGCAAUGCCCUGGGAUCUGACACCAGCUGCUACAGCUGAGACCAAGGCGACAGAACAAUCACAACCUCAGGAACCGGUUACAGUCGACAACAAGCCGGCGACUACCACUACUGACGACUUACCCUGGGAUCAAGAAGCAUCGAGUGAACCGUUACCUUGGGAAGAGAAAACCGAGGCGAAGGGGACUGUCACUGAAGCUAAACCUCAAGAAACUUUAAUUUAUGAGGAAGUCAAGCCUCAGGAGACUGUAACUCAGGAGGAAGCUAAGCCUGAGACUGUAACCCAAGAGGAAGCUAAGCCUGAGACUGUAACCCAAGAGGAAGCUAAGCCGAGCGUCACUCAGGAAGACACUAAGCCUCAAGAGACGACCCAGGAGAUUGUUCAGCCUCAAGAGACGACUCAGGAGAUUGUUCAGCCUCAAGCGACGACCCAGGAGAUUGCUCAGCCUGAGGCUAAGGUGGAGGAAAGCAUUACUACAGACACUCAGGCACCCGCGUCUGACUUACCUUGGGAUGAAGCUGACACUAAGGAAGCGGCUACGGGGUCGAUGCCGUGGGAUCAAUUGCAAGAGCCGUCACAGGCAGAAGCAUUACCAUGGGAAGAGAACGAAACUGCCGAGAAGGCUAAGGAAGAAGCAUUGCCUUGGGAUGAACCCAAGUCUACUGAACAGGCGAAAGAGGUUGAGACUUUACCUUGGGAUGAACCUAAGACUGCCGAGCCAAAGGAAGAGGAAGCGAUGCCGUGGGAAACGUCGCAACCUGAACAAGCCACUACCGCCGAACCAGUCACUAGCAACGAGCCUGCGACCACUGCAGCCGAACCAGCCGCUAGUGCUAUUGAAGAGUCACUGCCGUGGGACCAACAAGCGCUGGAGUCGAUGCCGUGGGACGAUCAGCCCGCUCAUACCAACGACGAACCCACAAACAAUGAGUCCGUGGCCGCCAGCGAACCGGUGUUGCUGACGGCUGCGGCAUCGCUGGCGUUGAGCGAGGUGUCGCUGACGAAAGGGAAAAAGCUGUUGGACGAAUUAUUGGGUGACGACGACUUGUUAUUGGACGAUGACUUACUCGACGAUGACUUCUUGGACGAUGAUGCUGUUGCGGCUCCAGCAGCUGUGGCUCCAGUAGCCGCGGCGGCCGUUGCGGCGGCUGGGGUAUCGGCAGCGUCUAAGUACGCAGCGCCGGCGACGCCAGCAGCGCCUUCGGCGGGGUCGAAAUACGCUGCCAACCCAUAUGCUCCCGCUCCUGCGGCGCCGGUAGCGACAGCUCCAGCAGUGAAUCCUCAAGCGCCUGGUGCGGCGCCACAAGCGGCUGGUGGUAGAAAGGGCUACGACUCUACUAAAGGGUACGAUUUCCCCGAUGACGUCAUUCAAACUACUAUUAAGCCGGCGGCGAGAAGAUCGGCUAACAAGUACGCCAAACAACUGCUGACGCCGGCGACUGCCGCUCCUCCUCAGGCGCUCCCUGCUGGUGGUGUCGCGCCUCCUGGUGUUGCUCCUUCCGGUGUUAACGCUCCGGGUGCGCCCUCAGCGCCUCAUGCGCCGACAGCGCCUACUGCUGCGCCUGCUACUGCUAAAGGACCUCAGCUGGGCUUCUUUGAAGACCUCCCCAUUGAAUUACCGAAGACAAAGCCUCGCGCUGCUCGGGUACCUAAAUCGGCCCUGACCACCGCUACGGUAGCCCCAACGCCGCAAGCGCAGUCGCCGGCGGUGCCUCAACAGCCGACGGUGGCGCCGCCACUGGCACCCCCUGUCAACCCAUACGCGCCGAAGCUGUCGCUGACAUCGGGCCAAAAGCGCCUGGCCUACGCGCCUCCCACUGGACCUACCGCCGGACCGGCCGUGCCUCCCACGGGUGUUGCCGUUCCUCCUUCUGGUAUGGUGCCUCCUCCAGGUAUGGUGCCGCCUCCUGGCAUGGCGCCGCUUAUGGCUAACCAGCCUGGUUUCGCUCAGCCAGGCGUACAACCGGGGAUGCCUCAACCAGGGGUACAACCUGGUUUCCCUCAACAGCAGGGCUAUCCUCAACCUGGUAUGGCGCCGCCUAUGCCGAUGGCGCCGGGUCAAGCGCCAGCCCAAGUGCCGCCUAUGACGUCGCCGACGGCGAUGGCAGUGCCGAUGGCUGGUCCCACCGUGCCUCGCGCUAGCGCUCCCUCAGGAGUCAAAUCGCCUCGGGCUCCCGCUAUCACCACUGCUCUCCCUAAAGCACAGGGUCCGCCUUCAGCUACGGCGCAAUAUAAUCCUCGCGCCGGUCCUUAUGCGCCCACUCACACGCGUACUCAUUCUCGAGGCGCUUCGUUAGUGGGGCUCAACGGUAAGGAUAUCAACCCGUAUGCACCCAUCGACCAGGCGCCACCGCAAGCGAUCCGGCCUCGAGGCAUUCUGGGCGCCGCCGCCAAAGUGGGGCAGCUGCCGUUGGCGCCGGUGGCGAAGAUACAGAAUCCCGAACAGCUUUUGCGCCGCCAAUUCCCGUUGUUUUCGUGGCUGGCGGGUAAGCUGGUGGCAGUGGUGAUGCCGCUGGCUUACGGUAAAGCCACAGUACGGGUAGUGGAGGCGCUGCUGGUGGUUAAGGAUGCGCUGACGUUGGCGCUGUUCCCUGGUGUAUCCAAGGGUAUGUCCAAGACUAAGCGGAAGGAGGUGGAGCUGUGGCUUGAACUGGCUCCCCCUCUAAGCGCUGACGACGACGUGUUAAAACGGAUUCUUUUGGCCCGUCUUAGAAGUGAAGACGACGACGCUACGAUGGCGAUUUGCGCUGCGCUCGCGCCCCACGUCAACUAUAACGAACAAUUCAUGACGGCGCCGGCGCUGAUCGGGGCGCUGGCGACCAAAUUGGACACCCAGGGAGUGGCGCACGUGUUCCUGUUGCUUCAAGCAGGGCAGGCGCUCAAGGCGGUCGAGUAUUGUCUUGAUCGCCAAGACUACGCCCUCGCGAUGAUGAUGGCGCCAGUGGCGGGCGCCGACGCCAGCGCUACCGUGGUCAGCGCCUAUACUGCGGCAAGCUGGGCGCCAGCGAAGCUGACGAACAAAGUGGUGCACACGAUGCCGCUUUUGCUUAAAGUGUUUGCUGGCGACGUUGCCGGCGCCUUGCGCGACUUGCUGGCGCUGGCGCUGCUGACGGAGUUUGCCCUUACCCACUGGCGUGACACCGUCGCCCUGGUGGUGGUGCUGAAGGCGCCGGCGGCGCCGCAAUUCCUCGCGGAGUACGCUAAGUUUUUGGGCUCUCACGGGUUGGCCACCGCCGCUACGGUGGUGUACGUGGUGGCGCUGGUUCCCCUCAAUCCUCAAGGGUUCGCCGUGGUGCACGCUGGGCAGCGCACUCCUAUUUACACCGAGAUCUACGAGGUGGUGACGGCAGCGCAACCUGGGGUGCCGCCUCCCGUACACUUAUUGCCGAUGAAGGUGGCGCACGCGGCGCUGCUUGCUGACGUCGGCGCGGCGCUGGCGGCGCAGAAGAUUGUCGACUCGAUUACCGCUCAAAUAAAGCACAUGCCCAGAGGGCUGGUGCCGUUACCUGUCCAAGUGGGGCUCCAGCGUGUGUGCCAGCGCCUUGAGGACCAGGGCGCUGACGCUCAUGGUUGGUUCAGCGGUAAAGGGUCUAAGCUCAACUUGGAUAAAGUGUGGGGCUCCUUGGAUAAGUUCAUCGGCGGCGAAGAAGAUAAGCCACUGGCGCCGAAGGAACAAGGUCCCUUUGCUCGUUUCAGCCCGCUGGUGCUGCGCCAGCUGCUGACGCUCGAUGUGACGUCGGCGGGGAUGUCUAGCGGCGGUUUCAACCCUAUGGACCAUCGCGGCAACAGCAUGCCCGUCUUACCAGUACAAGCGCUUGCGCCCGCCGGUGCUCCCCCUGCGCCCGCUGCCGCUGCCGCUCCGCCUACGGGUAAGUACGCCCCUGGCUACUCUGCUUCGGCCUCGUUAGCGGCGCCUUCUAAGGCAAAGCGUUUAUACACUCAUCUGGGCCUGCUGACGCUGCUGUUGGCCGACACCCACCUUGCGAUGACGGCGCGCGAACCUCUGGGGCUAGCGCCGGUGCCGCAAGCUCAUGCAUUGCCAGUGUCGCCAGUACCGCCCCAUGCGGCCCCCGUCCACUUACAUUCGGCGCCUCAAGUCCCGCAACACGUGUCGCAAGCGCCUGCGGUAGCGCCAUCGCCGUCACCGGCACCGCUGCUGCUGUCGGCACUGGCGCCCCUGGCGCCUCCCGCGCCCUAUGUCCCUACUCAUAAGCGGCAAACCCUGGGCGUUUCUGAAGUCAGUGUGCCUAGUCCCUUAGGUCAAGCGCCGCCGGUAACGCUGGCGCCCCUGAGUCCUGUGACUAAGCGCCCAGACACUGUUGCUUCUGAGGAGCGAGUGCCAGCGCCAGUGGUGUCAGCGCCUUCUGUCGCUCCUCCUGCCGCUGAUCCUCCUGCUGCCGCUGCUCCUGCUAGUGAGCCUGCAACUGCGCCUCCCGUGGCGCCUCCUGUGCUGGCACCUACCGAAGAGUCUACUGAAGCUGAAUCCACUGAUGACACUCCCGCUGCUCCUCCUACUGCUCCUCCUACGGCGCCGGCGCCACCACCUAAAGCGCAACUGAGCCAAGGUGAUCUCCCUGAUGACUUUGGCGCUAUCCCCAUGCGCCGCCCCGCGCGCGCUAAGGCGCUGAGAGGUAAGCGUCUGGACCGUUACGCUAGUGGUGGGGCUAAAAGCGUCAGCACUCCUAGUGUUACGCCUAGCGUCGCCACUGGCAGCGGCACUCCCAGUGUCUCGGCCGAGCCGGCGCCGGCAGCGCCGCAGCCGCCAGCGCAACCGCCAGCUUUAUCGCUGGUACCGAGCGCCCCUGUUGCCGUGGCGCCGCCGAUUUCUGUGGCGCCUCCUCAACCAGACGUUGAAGGUGACGACGAUAAGGAGGAUGAAUCGGCGCUUGCGGACAUAAGCAUCGAUUCGGCCGGCGAGAUCCCUAAGCCAAUGGCGCCGAUGACGCCAUUGGCGCCGCCAGCACAAUUGGGCACUGGCGCUGCCCCUCACCAUGAACCGUUGGCGCGGUCGCUUCAAAGAAAGGCGCUGCGACAACUGUACACUCCGCGCACCGGCGGCGUCGGCGGCGGUGAUGAUCUCGAUAACCCGUUGGACUCGUUCCCCAUUCCUGGCUCUCCAGAAUUUACGUCACGUGCUAACUCGGUGAUUGGCGGCCCUUCGGGUUUCUUCCUGCUGAAGCUUAGUCAGCUGAACCACCCGAUGUACCAUCAGUACGACGUUCAGGACGAUACCGUCAGAGAUUAUGUGCCCGUGAACGAGGAUGACGACGAUGAUCAUAAGGCGGCGGCGCGUAGAAAGCGCCAGCAAAAAGAAGAAGAGGAGAAGCAGCGUCAACAACGAAUUGCUGAAGAUAAAAAGCGCCAAAAGGAAGAACAGCAGCGCCGCAAACAGGCUGAAGGCCCCGGUUUCAUCUCCAAGUUAUUCGGUGGCAAUAAAGUGCAAAUGACCGAAGACGGCAAGAAGAUUUAUAAGGCGCACUUGGGUGGUAACCAGAUGUUCUGGCUGGAGGAACAUAAACGGUGGUUGGAUAAAUCGCGUCCGAUUGAGGAGCAGUUAGCUGAGGCGAAACCCCCUCCUCCUCCCAUGGGUAAAAAGAAGGCCGCGGGUGCUGGUGCUCCUACUGGAUCAGCAGUGCCUCCAGCUACUGGUGCUCCCCCUAGUGCUCCUCCUUCUCUGGCGGCACCCCCAGCAGCGGCAGCUCCACCUGCUAGUGCUCCACCUGCCAGCACCCCUCCCGCUGGCAGUUCGGCGCCUCCUACUGGUAGUGCUCCUCCUACUGGAGCGGCUCCCCCUCCUCAACGGUCAGCUGCCGCCGCUGCCGCUGCUGCCGAUAACCUUGACGAGCUUCUUGACCUUGGUCCCAAGCCAGCGGCGCGCCCUAAGCGCACCCGCGCCAAGCGCCAGUUCAUCAGCGUUAUGGACAACCCCCAAUAA